GAGAGGAUUUUCAUUGUGCAUUGAGCCUCUAGGUUUGGCCUUUGCCAGAGUAUAAAAGCUUGUGUAGCGAGCUGAAGGGACCAGCACGAGCCAGCCACUCAAAUACGGCACUACAAGCUAUACUAACGCAGACUCUCCUGAGCCCCUCACCAUGUCUCAGACUGCCAAGUCCGCCUCCAGCCAGGGCACUGAUGCCAAGGACAAGGGAGCCCCUGCUCCAGCUGCUUCCAGCAAGGCCACCAAGACCGGAGACCCUGGAAUGGGAUCCUACAGAAUCAUGCUCUUCGAUCAGGAGAACUUCCAGGGCAGGAUGAUUGAGGUCCAGAAUGAGUGCAUGAACGUGUGUGACCGUGGCAUGGAUAGAGUGCGUAGUAUCAUCGUGGAGUCUGGCCCCUUUGUUGCUUUUGAGCAGAGUAACUUCCGUGGGGAGAUGUUUAUCCUGGAGAAGGGAGAGUAUCCUCGCUGGGAUACCUGGAGCAACUCCUAUCGCAGCGACUGCCUCAUGUCCCUCAGGCCCAUCCGCAUGGACAGCAUGGAGCACAAGAUCUCCCUGUAUGAGCUCUCCGACUUCAAGGGCAACAAGAUGGAGAUCCAGGAGGAUGAUGUGCCCACCCUCUGGGCGCACGGCUUCUGUGACAGAGUGGGCAGCGUGAGGGUGCCUGGAGGAGCUUGGGUGGGCUAUCAGUACCCUGGCUACAGAGGCUACCAGUACCUGUUUGAGUGUGGUGACUACAGACACUACAACGACUUCUGCGCUUUCCAGCCCCAGAUCCAGUCCAUGCGUCGCAUCAGAGACAUGCAGUUCCACCAGAGAGGAUGCUUCAACUUCACCUCUGCCAGCAAGUGAAUUUGACAUCUACAGGCAGUCUGGUGUCCCGUAACCAGCUCCCAAAUCUUUUUAUCUCUUCAAAGGCUUUUUCGACAUUUCUUUCCUAAACCUUUUACCGUCAAUGCUCCAUCCCAAAGGAAAGACAGAAUCAGAGCAUUACACUGGACAACAUUAAGUGACUUUCAUGCCUGAUUUUCUUGUGGGAACAAUAAAGUAUCUAUCCAAUGGUGCUUACAAAUAAACAUCUUAUGAAAAAUCUAAA
Periophthalmus magnuspinnatus is the source of this 1091-nucleotide messenger RNA. It is a transcript of the gene crybb1, whose product is annotated as crystallin, beta B1. NCBI's taxonomy places the organism in Eukaryota, Metazoa, Chordata, Actinopteri, Gobiiformes, Gobiidae. The record is from RefSeq and is a predicted model, not a curated record. The coding region runs from base 152 to 847 and encodes 231 amino acids. Gene Ontology annotation, molecular function: structural constituent of eye lens. The transcript has 6 exons. Gene Ontology annotation, biological process: lens development in camera-type eye; visual perception.